This is a messenger RNA of Ficedula albicollis (Collared flycatcher), 1164 nucleotides long. RefSeq names its product BCL2 associated athanogene 2 (gene BAG2). The transcript is spliced from 4 exons. Gene Ontology annotation, molecular function: protein-folding chaperone binding; adenyl-nucleotide exchange factor activity. The coding region runs from base 1 to 759 and encodes 252 amino acids. The record is from RefSeq and is a predicted model, not a curated record. NCBI's taxonomy places the organism in Eukaryota, Metazoa, Chordata, Aves, Passeriformes, Muscicapidae. Gene Ontology annotation, biological process: protein stabilization.
AUGUGUGAAAGUAGACGUUUUUCAGAGAAGCGCGAAGGGCUGCUUCGGGUUUGUUACCCUUCAGGGUGCGGGGAGCCUUUAGCAGGCGGGGAUGUGCCCGGCGGGUACGAGCCCGCCGUGCAUCGCGUCUGUCCGCCCACCCUGUCCCCCCAUCCCGCGUCUGCGGGCUUCUUGUCUUCCAGACCUCUCUUUGCACUGACUGGUUCAGCUGGGGAUGUUCUUGUGUAUGUGUCCGCUUCAUCUCUGAGAGUAGAGGCUUUCCGUGAUGCAGCAUCUGCUAUGGAGCAAGAGAAAGAAAUUCUGCUUGAAAUGAUCCACAAUAUACAGAACAGCCAGGAUAUGAGGCACAUCAGUGAAGGUGAGAGAGAAGAACUUAAUUUGACUGCUAAUCGCCUGAUGGGCCGAACCCUGACUGUGGAGGUUUCCGUAGAAACCAUCCGCAACGCGCAGCAGCAGGAAUCCCUACUGCACGCCACCAAGAUGAUCGAUGAGAUCGUCAAUAAACUCCUCGAUGAUCUGGAAGACGCCAAAAUGCGCUUAAUGUCACUUUAUGGUGCGUGCACGUCCGAUGUGCCAGCAGGACCCAUCGAUCAGAAAUUUCAGUCUGUGGUCAUCGGAUGUGCCAUUGAGGAUCAGAAGAAAAUCAAAAGGCGCCUAGAGACUCUGCUCAGAAACUUGGAAAAUUCUGAAAAGUCCAUCACAUUGUUGGAGCAUCAGAAAUCAUCUGUUCGGCAGUCUUGCAACACCAAACAGGAUUAACAUAUCCUCCUGGCUACUUCUGGCAAACCACAGGAUGAGCAAGUGCCCAUAAGAAGCGCACAGAAGCCAAUAAAAGAAUUCUCUGUACAAGCACACACGUAUAUACACAUCCACACGCACCAAAGUAUCUUUGAUUGCAAGGUGCAAGCAUUUAAUGGGUUUUGGUAGCAUUGGCAUUUUCUUUUGGCAAUAAGGAAUGCUAUCGGUUCUUCUGUAGAGUUAAUACUGCUCUAUUGCAAAUUGUAAUUGUGCUUCUGCUGAACUGACAGAAACUGAAAAUCUAACCUUUCCUCCAUUCUCCUGGGUUUUUUUAAACUAAAGUUGUUUUGUCCUAUCAUGAGAUUUCAGCUUUUCUCUGCUGUAUACGUAGUGUGUGUGAACCAGACUUUUGGGGACAAAAGACAA